This is a messenger RNA of Dissoconium aciculare CBS 342.82, 1053 nucleotides long. RefSeq lists its product as uncharacterized. Gene Ontology annotation, biological process: tRNA 5'-leader removal; endonucleolytic cleavage in ITS1 to separate SSU-rRNA from 5.8S rRNA and LSU-rRNA from tricistronic rRNA transcript (SSU-rRNA, 5.8S rRNA, LSU-rRNA); tRNA 3'-end processing. The record is from RefSeq and is a predicted model, not a curated record. Lineage: Eukaryota; Fungi; Ascomycota; Dothideomycetes; Mycosphaerellales; Dissoconiaceae. The transcript is spliced from 2 exons. Gene Ontology annotation, cellular component: multimeric ribonuclease P complex; ribonuclease MRP complex. The coding region runs from base 1 to 1053 and encodes 350 amino acids. Gene Ontology annotation, molecular function: ribonuclease MRP activity; ribonuclease P activity.
AUGCUAGGCUUCGGUUCGGAUGAUGCCCACAAGGCCAAGUGCUAUUUCACAAGCACCACGCUGCCGUCUUAUGUGAAUCAUGAUCAGCCUCCGACCAAAAGCAAGCCUUUUUCGACCAUAGGCAAGCACCACUUCAACCAUACAGUCGAUAUCGUCUUGCCCAAAGAUGCAGCGGCUAAAUUUCAACAGCAUCUGUCUACUCGCGGCAACGAUGUCCUCCGCUUUGCCAAAGUCUUCAUGAAGCUUGGAGAUCUGCUGCACGGAGAGUUCUUCAGCCAAUAUAUCAAAUGCGGCAAUAUCUUGAUGCUAUCCCAGGGUCGCCAUGGCAUCGAUCAGACUUUCCGCCUCCUCAAUGGAACACUACAUAUCGAAGUUGACAAGCCUACGCAUGAACGUCUGGGCUUGCAGGGCGGUAAACCGAUCUCUUCUGGCGCCAGGAAGCAUGUACCUGCACGAUACACCAUCGAGAUCGAUUUGCGGCAGCCUGCCAUGGUUCACGGCAAGCCUGGGUUCGAGCGGCUCAUCUGGGCGUGCAAAAAUGUGCUGAAUCAGACCGUCACGUGGUUGUUCUACGACUUGAGCCCAAACGCUGCAAAUGACGGGUCUGGAUCAGUCGCUGCUUUUCAACCCAUCAUGAGAGCCGUCAAACCAGAGGUCGACUACUUGCCAGGCGUCUUGGCGCCUGUAUGGCCGUGGGAUGUAAAUGAGCAAGAUGCCAAGGGUGAUGAGGAACCCAUCGUGGAGACUUUGGAAUGGUUGAGUCUGGCAAGCCAACUAUCCCCCAGAAUUCAAAGCGCUGAUAAAAUUGAUACUUAUCUAUCGCGGUACCAGCCACCAGUUUGUACACCUGAGGAGACCACUGUCGAAAAAGAUCUCUGCAGGCUUCGCUGGCACGGCCUGGUCACUGACCACUUUGCACUGAAGUUAUUCCUUGCACUGCUGAAAACAUCGGGAGAAGAGUGGGCAGCGAUGAGCAUUUCGUCCUUUACUGAUACAUGUCACACAAUUCUGCUCGAGAAAGAUAGAUGUUUGAUAUGGGAGUACAUUGACUGA